This is a messenger RNA of Dendrobium catenatum, 1976 nucleotides long. RefSeq lists its product as uncharacterized. Bases 126 to 1562 code for a protein of 478 amino acids. The record is from RefSeq and is a predicted model, not a curated record. Gene Ontology annotation, molecular function: protein binding. The transcript is spliced from 19 exons. Lineage: Eukaryota; Viridiplantae; Streptophyta; Magnoliopsida; Asparagales; Orchidaceae.
CUGAUGCAAUAAUUUGCCGACUGCUUGACGCCCUUACACCCCUUGUCGCCCUCUCGUGUUCUUUAUAUGAUUUUUGGCGGGCAAAGUAGCCUGCCUUUUGCCGCUCGGCCUCAACAUAUCCGCUGAUGCAGAGAUUCACCGUCCCUAUUGUUUCUCGAGAAAACUCAAGGAGUUUAUGCCGGCCUGUAUGGAAGAGAAGCGCGCUUGAACUGGAUGGCAGAUUUUCUUCUAGGUUCCGGCGUGAUUCUUUCCAGCUGCUCCUUGAUUUGUAUGCCGAAGUUAGGUCUUUUGGGCAUAAUUGCUGCUCUCGCCCUGACUGUCCAACUCACGCUGCACGAGUUAUAAGUGCUGCAAACCAAAAUAGGCCAAACCCUUUUAUAAGGGAGGGAAUUUCAGGUCUGGAAUUUGACUCCAAGGGCAUCUAUGUGGCGUCUGUGACAAAGUCCGGUUGUUUAACUGUAGUGGACUUCGAAAAUUUGUAUUGCUCAGUUUAUGGCCCAUAUUCAAGUUUGUGUGAGGAUGAAUCAAAAUGUGUGCUUCACAUUUGUACUUCUAAGUCAUUAGAUGCUGUUCGGUGGAACCCAGCAAAUCAAGAUGAGGUCUGCUGUGUAUCUAGAAAGCAUAGUUCGGUUCUUCUUUAUGACAUUGGUUAUGUGUCUUCCGAACCCAUUGAAGUUUUUGAGAAAGGGAAGCUGAACUUUUCUGUGCCUGAAGCUUUUAAUGGCUUAUCCGAUAUUGCGUUUGCUUCCCCUGACAAGUCCAGGUUGCUUGCAUCUGGAUUAGAUGGUUCUAUUUAUAUAUGGGAUAGGCGUCUCAGCAAUCUUUCAUGUCUUAGACUGAGUUCUAGCUCUAAGAGCCCUCUUAACAGCAUUGAAUUAGAUAUUGAAGAUCGGAUUGUUUUUGGAGCUAAUCAACAAGGCAUCAUAUAUGCUUGGGAUCUUCGUGGAGGAAGGUCAUCCUUUGCUUUUCAAAGUCAUAAUGAGGAUUGUUACCCACUUCUUACGUCUUUGAAGGUAUCAUCAAUGUUAGAGAAUAUAUCUGCAUUAAAGGAGCAGUCAAAUAUAUUACCAAAGGAAAUUCACUCCAUCAAAUUGGAUCCUUCCUGCUCUUACCAGUUAGCUUUCCACCUUGAUGAUGGCUGGUCUGGAGUUCUGAACCUUAACAGUUUAAAUGUGACGCACAUGCACUGCCCUCCCCCUCCUUGGUUGGAUGGCAUUAAUGAACCUGUUGCUCAGUGCUUGAGAAGACCCGCUUGGCUUCCUGCAAACUCGGUUUAUGCAGUGGGGUCUUCUUCUGUUAAUGGAGUUUAUUUGCUAGAUUUCUUUCCAGGUAGAAGCUCGGCUUGCCAUGUGGAUCACAGUGAUGGAGCAAAUAAUGUUUCGGUUGAAAGUAAAGGAGUUGGCAAAAACAGAUUUAUUCCUGUCUCAGAGAUUGUUUUAGCUUGUGCUGUUCAUCCCCAAAAUGGCGCCAUCAUAGCUGGAUCUAAGCAAUCUGCUUUACUGAUGGUUUCUCGAACGCACCAAACUGAUGACGAGGAGAACCAACAACAUGAAGGCUGUUAAUCGACAGGGUGUGAAUUUCUUGAAAUUCUGUAGUGUAGAAACUAUUAUGAUGGCCCUAUAACGUUGAGAGCAGGAAUAAUAUAACCUUAGGCACUCAUGAAGUUUCACUGCUACAGCUCAGAUUCUUUUUAGUAUGCUAAUUGUUUUAUUUCUGCUAGAGGAUGUCUAAUUUAGUGCGUCAUCAGUUUUUUUUUUUUUUUGCUUCCUACCUGAAUGUUUUUUUUCUGCUGUAACCUUGAGUUUAGGUUCAAUGUACCGAAAACAACCAUUUAUAGGUGUAAGUGUCACACUUCAGUAUAUAUACCAUAACAACUUGGAUAUAAUCAUAUGAUAAAGCAAUUUAAUCUCAAUUUAUGAGCAAACUUUCAAGAUAUUGGUAUGUCUGGAAUAUGAUUGUGUUGAUCAAUUUGGUUA